AUCAAUGUUAUCGUCAUAAUAUUUUAUAUUAUUUGGAUUUAUUGAGUAAUACGUCUUUUGAUUGCUAGGUAGUAAACGCAAUAAUUAUUUACUAUACGUGUCUGUGGUAAUUAAUAAUACUAUUAUUCGUUGUUGCAAAAUUUGAGAUUUACUAAAAUUACUAAAUUCAAAACAAAUAUUGACAAGGAGUAACUACGUUAUUGUAGUGUGAGAAAACAAUAAACGUCAAAGUAAAAUGGUUUACAUAUCCCAAAGUGGAAAUUUACAUGAAACUGUUCCCAUGAAGAAAAAAAUUGUAGACACAUUUUGGGGUGUUAUAAACUUUGUUUCAUUUUUUGUUCAAAGUUUAGUGAGGCCUAAUUUAACUAGAUGGGGUAAUCAAUAUACAGUUACUUACAGGCGCCCUGGUUCUUCUUCGAGCGGGACUGUGAGACCUCAACGACGUUUCGGCGGAUUUGGCCCUAGUACAUCUGCUCCAGCUCCUCCAUCAACAUGUAGUAGCUGUAUGGGAUAAAUGUUUGUUAACCAAUUAUAUAAUUAUUGAUUCACCUAAUCCCAAUUACAAUUAAUAAACAAAUAAAAAUAAUCUAGACUUAAAUUAAAGUAAAAUGUAUUAUUCAACGUUAAAUAUUAUUUUAUUAUUUUAACUAUAAUUAUCACCAAAAAAUAAUGAUAUUAUUAUGUAAAAUUGUUUAUUUAAAAAAAGUAUCUUUAAAUAUAAUUUUAUGAUUAUUUGAAAUACAUAAAAUAUAUCAAAUAAUAAUGGACCAAUAAUUAUGGUAGUUAGGAAUAAAAAAAAAUUGUAAACCAUAACUGUAUACUAAUCUAGUAAUCUCUAUCUGUAUUUGAUCACUUAUUUAUUUGCUUAAAUAUACACAUUAUUAAUUAAUCACGA
Molecule: messenger RNA, 895 nt
Organism: Myzus persicae (green peach aphid)
Lineage: Eukaryota; Metazoa; Arthropoda; Insecta; Hemiptera; Aphididae
Product: selenoprotein K-like
Exons: 4
Coding region: 236-514 (92 amino acids)
Source: RefSeq, a predicted model, not a curated record